Pangasianodon hypophthalmus (striped catfish) is the source of this 1375-nucleotide messenger RNA. Its product is annotated as transcription factor HES-5. Gene Ontology annotation, cellular component: nucleus. Gene Ontology annotation, molecular function: RNA polymerase II cis-regulatory region sequence-specific DNA binding; DNA-binding transcription factor activity, RNA polymerase II-specific; protein dimerization activity. Gene Ontology annotation, biological process: regulation of neurogenesis; anterior/posterior pattern specification; regulation of transcription by RNA polymerase II. The transcript has 2 exons. Bases 94 to 531 code for a protein of 145 amino acids. The record is from RefSeq and is a predicted model, not a curated record. Lineage: Eukaryota; Metazoa; Chordata; Actinopteri; Siluriformes; Pangasiidae.
GCGAAAACCGCGUGUAUAAAAGUGGGGAUGAAGUUUUGGCACGUGAACGAAGCGCACGCGACCGACAGGCAACGCUGAAGAGGUGACGAAGUGAUGGCUCCUAGCACGCGCACACCGACUCCGGAGAAAAACGAGAAACCCAGAUUAAGGAAGCCGGCGGUGGAGAAAAUGCGCAGAGAUCGCAUCAACACAGGGAUCGAGCGCCUGAAACUGCUGCUUAAGGACAAACUGAAUCCCAAACCCAAGCUGGAAAAAGCGGACGUUUUAGAAACGGCGGUUGCUUACUUGAAACAAAGCAAGGCGGUGGCACGCGCAUCUCCGGAGCAGUGCUACGCUGACGGCUUCGCGCGCUGCUUGGAAGAGACCGCGCGCUUCCUCACGGUGCAUAACCGAGUCGAAACGGGCAAACACAUCAUGAUGAGCAGUCUGGGUCAUGCCAUACAUCCCAGAGCGACCGGAAGUAUCAGCAUGAGUGUGAAUGAUGUCAAGAGCAGCCCUGAAUGCACGGGAGCAGUUUGGAGACCGUGGUGAUUCCCAGCAAUAACAAAAACAAGACACUUACUCAGCCAUGCUCAUGGUGUUACUGCAUAGAGUGUCACAGUGUUAAUGCAAACAGCAACUGUUUUAGUGCACAGAACUUCACAUGUGAAGAUAAUAAUUCUUUACAAAUUGUAAAAUAAUAAUAAUAAUAAUAAUAAUAAUAGUAAUAAUAAUAAUAAUGGCUUAGUGCUCAGCCCUGUUGCCUCACACCUCCGGGGUUAGGGUUUCGAUUCCCGCCUCAGCCCUGUGUGCGCAGAGCUUGCAUGUUUCCCCCUAUGCUUCAGGGGUUUCAUCCGGGUACUCCGGUUUCCUCCCCAGUCCAAAGACAUGCGCUGUAGGCUGAUUGAUUGGCAUUUCCAAAUUGUCCAUAGGGUGCGAAUGAGUGUGUGUGCGAUUGUGCCGUGUUGGAUUGGCACCCCGUCCAGUGUGUCCCCCGCCUUGUGCCCCAAGUCCCCUGGGUUAGGCUCUAUGCUCCCCAGUGGCCCUGUGUAGGAUAAGUGGUGCAGAGAAUGGAUGGAUGGAUGGAUGGAUGGAUGGAUGGAUAAUAAUAAUAAUAAUAAUAAUAAUAAUAAUAAUAAUAAGCCAUGUCUAGAAGGGGGAGGGUGUGGAUCACUGUAAGGGCUCUGAGUAGUCACUAGGCCCAAAAAUGUUCCACGAGAAUAGAAACUGUGUGGUAUGGGAAGCCCAAAAGUCAUGUGUUUGUAUUCCUGUGAAUAUUGUCUAUAGAGACUUUGAUUAAUAUUGUUAUUAUUAUUGCAUGUAUAUGAUCUAUCAUAUUGAUAGAAUGGUCAAAGUAUGUCUGUAACAAGACAAUAAAAAGUAACCUGGAUGUUAA